Messenger RNA from Penicillium soppii, 1110 nucleotides. RefSeq names its product pantoate--beta-alanine ligase PAN6. Lineage: Eukaryota; Fungi; Ascomycota; Eurotiomycetes; Eurotiales; Aspergillaceae. The transcript is spliced from 2 exons. The record is from RefSeq and is a predicted model, not a curated record. Gene Ontology annotation, biological process: pantothenate biosynthetic process. Gene Ontology annotation, molecular function: pantoate-beta-alanine ligase activity. Bases 1 to 1110 code for a protein of 369 amino acids.
AUGUCUCGUCUCGUCAAUAGUGUCAAGUCGUUCUCGACGACAGCUUCAUCCCUUCUUUCCGACGCGACCGCGGCUUCCGUUCGCCCGCCCUCCUUCAAGGUCUGCCGCGAUGUUCCCUCAAUUCGGGGGCUGCGACGCCAGCUGCUGCAGAAAGAAAGGACCGUAGGGUUCGUUCCUACCAUGGGGGCCAUUCACGAGGGCCACCUGUCCUUGAUUCGGGCAGCCGCUCGCGAGAACACAGACAUAUUCGUCAGCAUCUUUGUCAACCCCACACAAUUCGGCGUCACAGAAGAUCUAUCCAGCUAUCCUCGCACAUGGGAUGCCGAUGUUGAGAAAUUGGAGAAAUUGAACGAGGAGCUGGAGCGCCUGGGAGAGAACAGUGCGAGCGCCGGGCGCAUCACUGCCAUUUUCGCCCCGACAUCAAAAGCCAUGUACCCUUGUCUGCCUCCCUCCUCAGAAGUCGAUGGACAUGGCUCCUUCGUCACCAUUACCCCGUUGUCCACAAAACUAGAGGGAGCUUCUCGCCCGGUAUUCUUCCGUGGUGUGGCGACUGUCUGCAUGAAGCUUUUCAACAUCACAACCCCUGACCGCGUCUAUUUUGGUCAGAAAGAUGUCCAGCAGACUGUGGUUAUCAAGCGCAUGGUGAAGGACUUCCACAUUGGGACCGAAGUUCGAAUCAUUGAGACUACACGAGAGCACGAUGGCCUGGCGCUGAGCUCGCGCAAUGUCUACCUGGGAGAUCGGAGACGAACCGUCGGACUUACCAUCUACAAAGCGCUCAAGGCGGCGGAGAAUGCCUAUCUGACUGGCAAGACCAGCAGAGAAGACAUCCUUGGAGCUGCCCAGAGCGUAGCACAGUCCGUCCUUGCUCAGCAGCAAGGUCUUUCGCCUUCUGAAAGAGCGCUUUACGAGGUUGACUACAUUUCUCUCGCUGAUCCUGACACCCUCGACGAGUUGGAAACCGUCGAGCCGACCAAGGGUGCGGUCUUGAGUACCGCAUUCAAAAUGGCACCGCUGGAGGAGACAAACGCCGGCGAGGACUGUGGUUUGGGUGAUGGCAAGGUGCCCGUGCGAUUGAUUGACAAUCUCAUUUUGCACCCUCGCGCUUGA